Diorhabda sublineata is the source of this 9987-nucleotide messenger RNA. Its product is annotated as titin homolog. Gene Ontology annotation, molecular function: protein binding. Bases 89 to 9031 code for a protein of 2980 amino acids. Lineage: Eukaryota; Metazoa; Arthropoda; Insecta; Coleoptera; Chrysomelidae. The record is from RefSeq and is a predicted model, not a curated record. The transcript has 8 exons.
GUUGCUAUCUCGUGGACCGAUCUCGUGUGUUCUAACCGACGAAGCCGGGUGGUAAAAGUGAUUAAAGGAAAGUUAGUUUUGCAAGAGAAUGAGGAAAUCAGGACGCGCCAUGUCGGCGUGGACUCGACUAAGGGAACCAGGCCCGGUACUGAUAUUUUUAGUUCUGUUUUUCAUACCACAACUAGUUUUAUCAGCCCCCUUCGAAGGUGAUAAAGAAGCAGAAAUUGAAUACUAUCCAGUCGCCGACGCUACUGGUUGCUACUACAAUUUCGAACAUUACGAUGAAGGGGAUAGGAUAAUCACAAACGAACCAUGCCUAAAUUGUACCUGCCACAAUAGGAUGCUGAUGUGUUACCUCAGAGUAUGUCCGUUCACGAAAGCAAUAGGUCAAGAUUGUAAAGUAGAGAAAAAACCGGAUCAAUGUUGUCCAACAAUCACUUGUCCCGAAGUUCCAGUACAAUUAUUACCGCAAGCUUCAACAACUCCAACAGCUUUAGGACACUUAAACGAAUACGGUUGUUCCAUCGAUAACCUCUUCUACUCAGACGGAGCUAAAGUCCCAUCGAACCCGAACAAUCCCUGCGAAGUAUGUUAUUGUAUCAGAAAUAAAACUGCGUGUAUCAUACAAGAAUGUACUUUAACUGGUAAAGUUGUGGAAGGUUGUAAACCUGUUUAUAUUGAAGGAGUAUGUUGUCCCGUGCGAUACGAUUGUGAACAUCCAGAAUAUCCCGAAAUCGAAACAACAACAAAACUACUACUCACAACAACUACAACUGAAGCAGCCACAACUACCCUUAUACCGACAACAACUAAACCUCCAAGUCAUUGUAUCUACAACAACGAAAUAUACGCUGAUGGUGCAUUAGUUAAAAAAGAUGUACCCUGCGAAAAAUGUUAUUGUAUGAGAGGAGAUAUGGUAUGCGCAGUACAAGAAUGUGGACCCACUCCUUUGGAUAAAGUCAACUGUACCGCUUUACCUCCAAAAGAAGGUAAUUGCUGCCCUGACACUUACGAUUGUGACAUGGUAUCUGAAGAAGAUUUAACUACAAUUUCUUCCUACGAAGCUCCAACAACUCAACCGACCGUUAUAUUAUCACAAACUGGCGUAGAUGAAACAACUCAACCAAAGAUCGAUGAAGCAGUAACGGAAUCAGUAGAAACAAAACAACCAGAACAAGAAAUUACAACAGAAUCAUUCACAGCAAAAGUAACAGAAGUAGUAACCACUAUUAGUUCAUUGAUAUUUGGUAGUUCCGAACCUGAACAACCAAAAAUAACAACUACAUCAUCUAUAAAAUCAGAACAAACAGAAUCUUCAGAAGGAGAUGUAGUUGAACUUACUACUGAAAAGACACAAGAAAAGGUAGAAGAACCAUCCAGUUAUGAAGAUAAGGAAACUACACCAAUACCAUCAGGAAUCGAAGACGAACGAACAAGACCUAUAGAUAAAGAAGGAGAAACUAAAAAACCACUUUUGGUUCAACAAUCUACCAAAGAAGUUGAAGAAAGUACCACAAACCAAGCGACAACCGUAGCUGAAUCGGAAAGCACUAUCUUAAACAAAGAUAUCACUGAGGUAGCAACUAAAUCUCCUGAGGAGAUAUCCAAGGAAACUGAACUAUCAGUAACGGAGAAAACUAGCCAAGAACCUAAAGAAACUGAUCGUCCUACAUUAGAACAUUCAGAAACGACUGAAGAACCUAAGGAAACGCCUAAAGAAGAAGAAUUACCAGUUACUAAUAUAGAAGUAACUACUAAAGCUAAAGAUAUAACUACUGAAAUUGUACAAACUACACAACAACCUACCACAGUAGAAAUUGAAGAAACUAAAGUAACGAAAGCAGAAAAAACAGUUGAAUUAUCUCCACAAACAUUAUCGACUAUUGAAGAAGCGACUAGUGAUGAAAUAACUACAAAAGCAGUUCAAGAAUCAGAACCAACAAUUGUAGAAUUAACCACACAAGUACCACACAAAACAGAAUUACCUAUUGCAGAAUUUACUAGCGAACAACCAAAAGAAGCAACAGAAUCUGUAGUAGAAACAACUACACAAGUAACCAUAGAAACAAAACUUCCUGGUGCAGAAAUACCUGGCGAAGACGCUAAAGAAACCACGAUUCAUGAAAUCGAAAUAACAACUCAAGCAUCUCAACAAACAGAAGCGCCUAAAGCAGCGAUAACAAGUGAACAACCCGUGGAAAUCACACAGUCUGCAACAGAAGAAUCUAAAGGAACAGAAGCAAAUAUUGAAGUAAUAAGUGAAAAAUCUGAAGAAAGCACCCAAUUCAAAGUAGAUAUUACAACAGAAACGUCUAAACAAACAGAAGGUCCUACUGAAGGAACUGGAGAGGUUGUCACUACAGAACCAUCUAAGAACACAACUAUUGCUGAAGAAACAAGUGAAAAAUCUGGAAUAGAAAUUAUAACACAAACUGAGAUAUCUACGAACGGAGAAAUUGAACAUGCUACUAAAGCUGAAGCACAAAUUACUACAGAAGCUUCAAUUGCAGAAGUGACAACAAAAGAGACUGAGGAAACUUCGCAACAAGAAGCUGAAAUCACAACUGAAGGAUAUAAACAAACAGAAGCUUCUACUGCAGAAGUAACAACUGAAAAGACUAAGGAAGUCUCACAAACUGAAGCCGAAAUUACAAGUGCAGUAUAUAAAGAAACAGAAAUUCCUGUUGCCGAAGUAACAACUGAAAAAGCUAAGGAAGUCUCGCAAACAGAAAUCGAAAUCACAACCGCGGUGUAUCAAGAAACAGAAGCUCCUAUUGCGGAUGUAACAACUGAAAAGACUAAGGAAGUCUCACAACCUGAAGCCGAAAUUACAACCGUAGAAUAUAAGCAAACAGAAGCUCCUAUUGCUGAAGUAACAACUGGAGCAGCUAAGGAAGUCUCGCAGACGGAAACCGAAAUCACAACCGCGGUGUAUCAAGAAACGGAAGCUCCUAUUGCCGAAGUAACAACUGAAAAGACUAAGGAAGUCUCACAACCUGAAGCCGAAAUUACGACUGAAGAAUAUAAGCAAACAGAAGCUCCUAUUGCAGAAGUAACAACUGGAGCAGCUAAGGAAGUCUCGCAAACAGAAAUCGAAAUCACAACCGCGGUGUAUCAAGAAACAGAAGCUCCUAUUGCCGAUGUAACAACUGAAAAGACUAAGGAAGUCUCACAACCUGAAGCCGAAAUUACAACCGUAGAAUAUAAGCAAACAGAAGCUCCUAUUGCUGAAGUAACAACUGAAAAGACUAAGGAAGUGUCACAAACUGAAGCCGAAAUUACAAGUGCAGUAUAUAAAGAAACAGAAAUUCCUAUUGCCGAAGUAACAACUGAAAAUACUAAAGAAGUCUCACAACCUGAAGCCGAAAUUACGACUGAAGAAUAUAAGCAAACAGAAGCUCCUAUUGCAGAAGUAACAACUGGAGCAGCUAAGGAAGUCUCGCAAACAGAAAUCGAAAUCACAACCGCGGUGUAUCAAGAAACAGAAGCUCCUAUUGCCGAUGUAACAACUGAAAAGACUAAGGAAGUCUCACAACCUGAAGCCGAAAUUACGACUGAAGAAUAUAAGCAAACAGAAGCUCCUAUUACCGAAGUAACAACUGAAAAAACUAAGGAAACUUCGGAACCUGAAGCUGAAAUUACAACUGAAGUUUAUAAAGAAACAGAAGCUCCUACUGCUGAAGAAACAACUGAAAGGGCUAAAGAUGAUACGAAACCUGAAGCCGAAAUUACAACUGCAGUAUAUAAAGAAACAGAAGCUCCUAUUGCUGAAGUAACAACUGAAAAGACUGAAGCAGAAGCAGAACUUACAACAGAAACAACCAAACAAACAGAAGCUUCUAUUGCAGAAAUGAGUGGUGAAGAAACAACUCAACACAAAAUCGAAAUUACUACACAAGUAUCUCGACAAAAAGAUGCUACGGAAUCAGAAAUAACUGAGCCUAAAUCUGAAAUAAUAACAGAAACACCUCAAGUAACGGAUGUAGGAAAAGAUUCUAUUACCCAAGCAGUUACAGAAGCCGAACAAUUUGUAACUAAAGUACAACCCAUAGAAACGGAGCCACACGUUACAGAGGGACAACAAGAAGGAAUAGAUGAAGAAUAUGCAGGCACGGUAGUCACCACUGAAAAACCUAGAGAAACAACAACUAUAUUAUCGGUUGGAAAAGAAAUAGAACCUACAACAACUGAAGAAAUGGAAAUAGUUACAAGCGCAGCACUGAACGAUACUGAAAAACCGCUAUCAAUGGAUCAUAAAUCUGAAACUCGAAUCCCUACUAAAGAGCAGACUGUGGAAACUACUAAACCAGCAGAGUUGACAACACCACAGCAAUCAACCGAUGCACCUAGAGAAGAAAUUUCAAUAACAAAGGAACCCGCGAAAGAAAGCAACGAAAUCCCUGAAGUUUGUACGAAGGAAUCUUGUCAUCAGCUAGGAGAAGAACCACCAAGUACUGAAAAAGAACCAAUAAUAAAAGAUCACACCGAAUCAAACCAAAUUCCAGAAGGGCCAAUAAAAGAAACUUCCGAACCUGAAACCGAAACAAAAGUAUCAGAACAUGAUAUAGUAGGAACUACCGUAUUACCAACCUCUCCGAGCACUAAAGAAGAAUUUGAAAUUACUACUGAAGAAUCUGGAAUCAAACAAACCACGAAGGAAGCCGCUACAGUAACAGAGCAAACCACAAUUAAAGAAAUCGUAACUAAAGCUCCUUCAGAAACGAAGUUAACGGAAGGAUCUACUGAAGGACAGUUCGAAACGACCUCUCACGAUUAUAGAGAUAACGAAAUAUUACCAGAGGUAACGGAAAAAUUAGACGAGGAACGAAUUACCGAGGCUACUCCUUCGGACAAAACUGAAGCACCUUCUGAACAAGAAAUCACAACAACUUCAUCUACCGUAGUUUCUGAAGAACAUACUGUAUCUGAAAGUGUAGAAAUCCAAACAACCGAGUCUGUUAAAACUGAAACUAAACCAGCGGAAGAAGUAACAACAGCACGAGCUUCAUUAGAUCAACAAACUGAAGGAUUUACAAAUGAAUUACCCGUCGUUACAGAAGAAGAAAGAGAACAUGGUAUACCAGGUGAAGGCAGUUGUUUAGUCGAAGGAAAAACUUACAACAACAAUUCCCAAGUGCCUCCUUUCAAUCAUUGUCAAGUUACUUGUAGAUGUGUCAGUUCAAUUCUUAGAUGCCAGCACGUACCUUGUCCCGAUCCACCUAGUAGUGAUUGUCUCCCUGUUGUACCAAGACCAGAAAAUAGCUGCUGCCCUGUUUACAAAUGCAAUGAAGUUGAUACUGGAAUAGAAUCAAGCAGUCAAGCUAUUGAGACGACCACAAUAGGUGAAGAGAAAUCUACCGAAGCUGUAGCAACUUCCCAACCUAUUGAGAAGACUGGUUCACCAUCAGAAGAAGACCGCUAUAAAGAAAUUGAACCUGAAAUACCAACUACACAAGCUUCUAUUUCAUCUGAGCCUACUAGUUUCGUAACUGGAAAUGAAAUUACAGAACCAGAAAUAUCUCCAGAAGUAUGUACCAAAGAAGGAUGUGCUCCAGUUAAACCCGGCACACAUACGGAAGUAGAAAAAGAAGUAGAAACUACUACAAGUUCGCUACCAAGAGAAACAGAACCAAUAUUUACAUCAGAAGUAUGUACUAAAGAAGGAUGUGCACCAAAAGUACCAAGUUUGGUUACAGAAGAAGAAAAGGAACUAGAAACCACUACUAUACCAAAAGAAGCAGAAUUACCUAGUGUCACACCUUCCCAAGAAGAAGCCAGCAAAACCGAUGGAGUCACUUCACAACAAGUAACAACAGAGGAACCAGUUGAAGUAACUACUGAAAUUAAACAGUCAUCAAUUCCAGAAAUAACCCAACCUGAUAUAAUUACACCUCUGGAAGAAGCUAUAACUCCAGGUCUAGAUAUGGAAACCGCAUCAACUGAAAAAUCAGUUGAAACAACUAUGACCUCUGAAGAGGUCACAAAGAAAUUGUACCAAGACCAAAAGACAGAUCAACCUACUACCGAGAAACCGAAAGAAGCUACAGACUUAACAUUUAGUGAAACAGUUUCUAUUCAACAAACUACUGCUAAAUCAUCUGAAGGGGAGAUAACAUCCACUGAACAACCUAUGAAACCGGACAUCAGUGAAGAAGAAUUGCAGACAACGCCAUCAUUGACCGAAAGAAAACCAGAUGAAAUAGCAGCAACUCAAGCUGGAAUAUCUGUAGAUGAAACCGAAAAACCAACAGAGGCUAUAAAAGAAACUGAAAUAGAAAUAACGACGGUUAUUAGUGCCGAAACAGAACCACAUCAACAAGUUACAGGUGGACAACCAGAAAAAGAAGAAAUAACAACUUUGGGUAGCACUAAAGAAGAACCAAUAACAGAGCCUGCUACGGAAAAAUCUGUAACAAUAGGAGAAACCACAGAGAAAGAAAUAGUUACAGAAGGUACUAUCCAGAAAACUGAUCUUCCUAGUGGAUCUUCUAUUGCUGAAGAAACACCAGAUGAAGAAACAAAUACAUCUGCAGCUGCAGAAAAGACUCCAGCUACCGAAAUUUCAAGUGACGUUCCUGAGGCAAACGUAACAGAAUCUGUAACUAAACAACCCGUAGAAGUUACUGAUGCUAAAGUAACUGAUUUACCAGAAAUUUCAACAACCUCUGUAACAAAUAUUGAAACCACCAAACAAGCAGAGACUGAACCUUCCGAAGCUAUUACUACGAGUGAAGCAGCAGAAGAACCUGAAUUAACAACUGUUGAAACAAUCAGUAACGCUACAUUAGAGCCUGAAGUAACAACUGCCAAAGAGGAGGUUGAAGGUACAACUAGAGCAGCUACAGAAGAGGAAGGAACAUUUAUAGAAGAAAAACCUGGUGCUCCUAGUAAGAUAUCUACUGAAGCUGAAGCGACAACAACUAGUAAAAUAACUGGAGAACCUGAAGCGACAACGGCUAAAGAAGAAAUUGAAACAACCAAUAACCUAGUAACUACUACCAGUAAAGUAGUCUCUGAACCUGAAGUUACAAUUGUUGAAGGAGAAAUCGAAACUACAAGUAAAGCAGCUGUAGAACCUGAAUUAACAACUGUUGAAGCUACCAGUAAAUCAGUUGAAUCCGAAGGAACAACUGCUAAAGAAGAGAGUGUAGCUACAACUGAGGCAACUGUAGAAAAAGAAAUAACAACUAUCAAAGAAGCUGAUAUAACUACUGUCAAGGUACCUGCAGAGCCUGAGGUUACAAGUAUUGAAGAAGACUAUGAAACUACCAGUAGUAAAUCAUCUGUAGAACCAGAAGUAACAUCUCCUAAAGAAGAAAUUGAAGUUACAACGAAAGCAGAUAUAGAAAAAGAAAUUGAGGUGACUAGUAAGGCAACUGUAGAAUCUGAAAUAACGACUACUAGUGAGGUGCCUGAAGUUACAAUUGUUAAUGAAGAAACUGGAGCUACUAGUAAAUCAGUAAUUGAAUCUGAAACAACAACUGUAGGAGAUGUUGAGGUUACUAGCAAAGCAACUGAACUUGAGACAACUAGUAAAUCAGUAGAACCUGAAGUAACAACUGGUGAAGAAAAGAUUGAAGUCACUAGUGAAGCAUCUAUAGAGCCAGAAUUGACAACUAUUGAAGAAAAAGUUGAAACAACUAAAAAGUCAACAGAGCCUGAAGUAACAACUCCUAAAGAAGAGAUUGAAGUUACUAGUAAAGCUACUAUAGAACCGGAAUUUACAACUAUUGAAGCUAAAGUUGAAACAACUAGUAAGUCAAUAGAGCCGGAACUAACAACUCCUAAAGAAGAGACUGAAAUUACUAGUAAAGCAGCUGUGGAAACUGAAUUGACAACAGUUGUAGGUAAAGUUGAAACAACUAGUCAAGCUACAGAACCUGAAGUAACAACUCAUGCAGACGAAAUUGAAAUCACUAGUAAAGCAGCUAUUGAACCGGAAUCGACAACUAUUGGAGAUAAAUUUGGAGCAGCUGUAGAGCCACAAAUGACGACAGCUGCAGAAAAGAUUGAAACUACCAGCAAGACAGCAGUUGAGUAUGAAGAAACAACUCCAAGUGAAGCAGCAGCUGAAGAAGGAGAUAUUGAAAGUACUAGUAAAGCAGCUAUGGAUGACAAGGUCGAUACAAGCAAAUCAACUCUAGAACCUGAAACAACUCCUGAGGAAGAGAAAAUUGAAACUACUACUGUAGAAAUUAGGGCCACAACACUUAAAGAAAUGAUAGAAUUUACUACACAAACACUCAAGGUGGAACCUGCUACAGAACAACCUAAACAAGCGGAAUUCACCUCACCUCAAAUUAGUACUGAAAUAAUUAGCAAUGAUACUGAUCAUUUAUACACCUCUGGACCUCAAGUAGAAACGACAACAAAGAUACACGGCGUUGAAGGCGAACUUUCCACCUCUGUACCACUUUCUCCGGCAUCCACUACUAAAUCACCGAUACCGGAACAUCAUCACAAGCCUGGGCAACAUGAACACGUUCCAGACUUACCAGACUAUCAAUCACCUGCGGAAGAUUACGAUGAAGAAGAACCUAGUCCACUCGGUCCAGGAACAUGUCGAUAUGGUGGCAAAGUUUUCGUAUCCGCUCAACAAAUACCUCGUGACGAUCCAUGUGAUUUCUGUUUCUGCUUCAGAAGUGAUAUUAUAUGUCUUCAACAAAGUUGUCCACCACCAAUACCCAAUUGUCACGAAGAACCAAUAAGAGGAUUCUGCUGUCCUAGAUAUGAAUGUCCCGUAUCUAUGGCUACUGCACUUAAUUUGACGACGACAACAACAACAACGACGACUACGUUACCACCACACUUUUUCCCUCACGCAUAUAGGGGCAGAGCCGCCAAGACUGGAUGCCAAAUCAAAGGACAAGAUUACAAUGUAGGUGACUACAUCAAAUCUGCAUCUGGGCCAUGUAUGCAAUGCAUAUGUGGAGCUGAUGGCCAGAUGAAAUGUGAUCCAAAACAAUGUAAUCCAGAACCGAUGUUAAGGCAAAUGCUCCAAGCUGCCUCUUCGUCGAGAAGGAGGAGAUGAAUUGUUGUUUAAUAACUAGUGACAAUGCUACAAGUGAUACAGACAAUUUUUUACAAAUUGAUUAACUAGUGUCGUCGAACUUUUUUUACAAAAGAAUAUAAACAAGCAUUCUCGGGUGCCAAAAAAAGUAUGGACGUUAAUUAGUUAGCGUGCCUUCAAAUCUCGAAAAUAAUUCUUAGCGUAUAUCGAAUGGUGCAAUACGGAAACAAGUAUAAUUGGAAAAAUUCACAUCACACAUUAUUUUUAAUAAUAAAAAUCAUGACCAACCUGUUUGUUUUUGUCAUAAAAUCACUUAGCAACGUUUGUACAAUAUUUGUAAUAUCUUUGAGGCAUAAAUACAAUCCAACUUGUCUUUAUCUUGUUUUUUAAGUAAUUUUGACUUCCACCUCAAUAUUAAGAGAUAGUUUAUCGAAUUCUUUCAAAUAUACUGUUUCUAAAUUUAGAAUUGCGAAUGUAUACUCGACUUAAUAGAUUAUCAAGCCAAUUUAUGGAAAAUGAGAAGUUCGAAUAUUAAUAUAUCCGAUAAAAGCAGAAAAAUAUGUGACAUGAACUUCCGUAAUAAUGUUUUCAUAUUCUGGCUUAUUUUAGGAAACAUGACUGACGAAAUUUUUACACUUUUGUAAUUAUACAGAUUUUGGAGUGUCGUUUUUUUAUUUUAUUUUUGAAAAGAAAGCCAUUUCUUAUUAUACGCCGGCUCUUUUAAUAUUUAUAUAGUAUUACUAUUUGUGUUGCGUAUCCCCAAACAGUCUCAGUUGUUUGACUAGCAGAAAAAUAGUUUUCUUUCUUCUUUUAUUGUAGUUAGGUGGAUAUUGAAAUAAAAUAAUCUUUUAAAUCUUUUCUUUUCUGCUACUUGAACGCUUAGACUUUUCCCUGUAUAUUUAUGGAUGCUCAAUAUUAUAGUUAAGUAGAGUAUGUAGUAUUUAUCAAUUAUAAUGAAUAAAUUGUGUAAAAAACUC